Molecule: messenger RNA, 729 nt
Organism: Peronospora matthiolae
Lineage: Eukaryota; Oomycota; Peronosporomycetes; Peronosporales; Peronosporaceae
Source: the annotation of a GenBank genome assembly
AUGAAGUUGUGGGUCGCUAGAGGACCAGAUUGGGUCCCCACUGUGAUCUCGGGGUUGGGUAAGACGAAAUACCUGCAGAUGAUCAACAUUGGCGACCGUGAGAUCAUACUGCCCACCCACACGAUAUUAGGCUUGUGGACCGAAGGCGAUAUGGUACCACGAACUCAAGGUUUUGUGACGGUCGAAUUGGGGAAGUACAAGGAGUGGCAAACUCUGGCGUAUGAAGCUACGACGGUUCGAGUGAAUGAACUCCCAAAAGAGCAGAUCGGACGAUUGGUAGAUCGCUCUACCUACGUCACUCCCAAAUGCAUCAUGAAGCGUCCGUCUGAUGUGUUAAGGGACAUACCUCCAGCGAUCUCCAUGGUAACGCAGCAAGCUGGCGACGACGACUUGCAAAAGGCAGAUACUGUGGUUGCAAGAGAAGGAACAGUCAACGGAGUCGGAUCGAAUCCACUCGAUGAAACAAAUCUAUCGUCGAAGGAUAAAGAUCGUGAGAUCGAAACCGAGAUCGCGAUGAGAAGAGAUCACGGGACCGAACGAGAAGAACAAGGCAACAGACUGUCUUCAUUAGACGUCAACCUUGCCGACAACAGAGCAGGACUGGAUCGGUCCAAGGCGACGCAAAGAUCUGAAGAGGACAAGCCGUCUCAGAUCGACAAAGCUUACUCCGCAGAAGCACCAGUCUACUAUCACGAGAGUGGAGAUUUGUUUGCCGAAGACAUCGAGUAA